Messenger RNA from Canariomyces notabilis, 3261 nucleotides. Its product is annotated as potassium/sodium eff. The transcript has 3 exons. The coding region runs from base 1 to 3261 and encodes 1086 amino acids. Gene Ontology annotation, biological process: sodium ion transport; intracellular calcium ion homeostasis; potassium ion transport. Gene Ontology annotation, cellular component: plasma membrane. Gene Ontology annotation, molecular function: ATP hydrolysis activity; ATP binding; P-type potassium transmembrane transporter activity. NCBI's taxonomy places the organism in Eukaryota, Fungi, Ascomycota, Sordariomycetes, Sordariales, Chaetomiaceae. The record is from RefSeq and is a predicted model, not a curated record.
AUGGCUAAGUCCGGGGACCCGAAGAAGAGUUCGGGCAACCAUGUCUCGGGCCAAUCCAACCGGCCUCUUAGCCGCCCCGCACACGCAUUGUCCCACCAGCAGCUUGCCGAAGAGCUCGAUGCCGAUGUCCUCUCCGGCUUGACCAAGGAGGAGGCCAAGGUCCGCCUCGAACAGUAUGGCAAGAAUGAUCUGGGAGAGGAGGAGGGCGUCCAGCCUCUCAAGAUUAUCAUCGCUCAGGUCGCCAACGCCAUGACGCUGGUCCUUAUCCUCGCCAUGGCUGUCAGCUUCGGUAUCAGGUCUUGGAUCGAGGGUGGCGUCGUUGCUGCCGUCAUUAUGCUCAACAUUGUCGUCGGUUUCUUCCAGGAGUACUCGGCCGAGAAGACCAUGGACUCCCUGCGCUCCCUCAGCUCGCCCACUGCUAAUGUCGUUCGUGGCGGCGAGGCCAUGGUUGUGCCCUCUGGCGAGGUUGUUCCUGGCGAUCUGGUCGAGGUGAAGAUGGGUGAUACCAUCCCCGCCGACAUCAGGCUGGUCGAGGUAAAGAACUUUGAGACGGAUGAAGCAUUGCUUACUGGCGAGUCUCUUCCGGUCCGGAAGCGCGAGAAUGUCACCUUUGACGACGCCACCGGCCCCGGAGACCGGCUCAACGUCGCAUACAGCAGCUCGACCGUAACAAAGGGCCGUGCCAAGGGCAUCGUCUUCGCUACUGGCACUUUCACCGAGAUUGGCGCCAUCGCUUCGGCUCUUCACCAGAAGGACUCCAAAGUCCGACCUGUCAAGCGCAAGCCCAAUGGUCAUGCCGGCCCCCACCGCUACCUGGAGGCUUAUACGCUCACCCUCGGUGAUGCCAUCGGCCGCUUUUUGGGCGUCAGCGUCGGCACCCCUCUGCAACGAAAGCUCAGCAAGUUGGCCAUGCUCUUGUUUGGCAUCGCCGUCGUCUGCGCCAUCAUUGUCCUGGGUGCAAACCGUUUCCACACCUCGCAGGAAGUCAUCAUCUACGCUGUUGCCACCGGUCUCUCCAUGAUCCCCGCCUCUCUCGUCGUUGUGCUGACCAUUACCAUGGCCGCCGGCACCAAGCGCAUGGUGGAACGCAACGUCAUUGUCCGCAAUCUCAAGAGUCUCGAAGCCCUCGGCGCCGUGACAGAUAUUUGCAGCGACAAGACCGGAACUCUGACUCAGGGCAAGAUGGUUGCGAGGGGCGCUUGGGUCCCCGGUUUGGGCACGUACACGGUUGAAUUGACCUCGAACGAGCCCUUCAAUCCGACCAAGGGUGAUAUCCGCUUCGAUACCCGGGAACCUCACGAGAUCAACUUCCGGCCGAAGGCAGGGAGCGAGAAGGAUGACGUUGGAACAGGAUCCGUCGUAGCCUCGGAGCAGCUGCUCGCUGAUAGCAAGUCCCGUCUUCAAGAGUUCCUCACCGUCGCGUCCCUCGCCAAUGUCGCUACCGUCUUUGAGAAAGAAGGCGAGUGGCAUGCCCGCGGAGACCCGACCGAAAUUGCCAUCCAGGUGUUCGCCAGCCGCUUCGGCAAGAACAGACUUAGCAUUGUUGGAGGCGAGAAGCCCGAGUGGACUGAAGUCGCAGAGUUCCCCUUUGAUAGUGACGUUAAGCGUAUGAGUGUUAUCAUGAAGCACAACGCCACGGACGAGCACUUUGCCUUCACCAAGGGUGCCGUUGAGCGGGUCAUCCGCGUGUGCACUCGAUAUUGCACUGCCGAUUUGCCCGCCGGUGAGAAGGCAGAAGCCGAGAUGACGGACGAAUACCGCAACCAUAUCCUCACCAAUAUGGAGGUGUUUGCCGGGCUCGGUCUACGUGUGCUUGCCCUGGCCAGCCGCAAGCUCAAUGCCGACGUUCAAGCAACCGAGGACACCAACCGCGACGAAAUUGAGCAGGAUUUGACCUUCCUCGGCCUUGUGGGUCUCUACGAUCCGCCCCGUCCUGAAUCGGCGCCAGCGGUCCGACAGUGCCACGAAGCGGGUAUUUCCGUGCACAUGCUUACUGGCGACCACCCCGAAACCGCCAAGGCCAUCGCCAUUGAGGUCGGCAUCCUCCCUAAGCGCAUGGAGCAGGUCAGCGCCGAGAUCGCGAAAGCCAUGGUUAUGACCGCCACACAGUUCGAUGCUCUUGACGAUGCGCAAGUUGACGCGCUUCCAGUCCUGCCCCUUGUUAUCGCUCGAUGUGCGCCAAGCACCAAGGUCCGCAUGAUUGACGCUCUGCACCGCCGCGGGAAGUUCUGCGCCAUGACUGGCGACGGCGUUAACGAUUCCCCGUCCCUCCGCCGGGCUGAUGUCGGGAUUGCCAUGGGUCAGGCUGGCUCCGACGUGGCCAAGGACGCUUCAGACAUUGUGCUCACCGACGACAAUUUUGCCUCGAUCGUCGCUGCUAUCGAAGAAGGCCGCCGCAUCUUUGACAACAUCCAGAAAUUCGUGCUGCACGUGUUGGCUGAAAACAUUGCCCAGGCCGGCACCCUCCUCAUUGGUCUCGCCUUCAAAGACUCUUCAGCCUUGUCGGUAUUCCCGCUUGCGCCCGUGGAGAUUGUCUGGAUUAUCAUGGUCACUUCGGGUCUUCCGGACAUGGGUCUUGGAUUUGAGCGCGCUGUCCCCGAUAUCAUGCGUCGGCCACCGCAGUCCCUGAAGACAGGCAUCUUCACGCUCGAGUUCCUCGUUGACAUGGUCGUCUACGGUCUCUGGAUCACCGCCCUGUGCCUGGCAUCGUUCGUCCUUCGUGUCUAUGCGUGGGGCGGCGGCAACCUCGGCGAGCGGUGCAAUGACUCUUACAGCGAAAGCUGCGAGACCGUGUUCCGCGCGCGUGCGACCACAUUCGCUUGCCUGACAUGGUUUGCCCUGUUCCUCGCCUGGGAGCUUGUCGACAUGCGCAGAUCCUUCUUCCGCAUGCAGCCCGGCAGCAAGAAGUACUUCACCCAAUGGUUCUACGAUGUGUGGCGCAACAAGUUCUUGUUCUGGGCCAUCCUGCUCGGCUUCGUCACCCUGUUCCCCACGCUGUAUAUCCCGGUCAUCAACCACGCCGUCUUCAAGCAUACCGGCAUCAGCUGGGAAUGGGGCAUUGUGUUUCUUGCGGCUGCCCUGUUCUUUGCGGGCAUUGAGGGCUGGAAGUGGGGGAAGAGGAUUUACUUCCGUCGCCAGGCGCGUAAAGUCACGGGCCGUCAGUGGAAAGAUAUGGAUAUUGAGGAGCGCGUGUUUGGCGAGUACUUGAGCGGCUAUGAGAGCGCCGAGAGCGGGUCGGGUGCUAACGGAAGAGAUUGGUAA